This is a messenger RNA of Otolemur garnettii (small-eared galago), 498 nucleotides long. Its product is annotated as androgen-binding protein homolog. NCBI's taxonomy places the organism in Eukaryota, Metazoa, Chordata, Mammalia, Primates, Galagidae. The record is from RefSeq and is a predicted model, not a curated record.
AUGAGGAGUCAAGAAGGGGCCCAGGGAUUGGCUCCCUAUAAGCCCACAGGCAUUUGGAGCUCCUGGAAGGGGUGUGGGCUAGUCUCAGGGAGCCAGCGGUUUAUAAGACAGCAGAAACCCUGCCCUGAGCAGAGCCUUCCAGCAGCCAACACAACGAAGGGGGCACUGCUUAUGCUGGUCUUGCUGGUGACUGGAGAGCUGAGCUUCAAGACGGCAGAAGCUUGCCCUCUUUUCUAUGCAGUCUUUGCUACAAUUGGCCUUGGAAAUAAGCACAUAAUGGACAUUGUCCUCAGUGAGGCCAAUGCUACCAACCCAGAAAAGGCAGCCUUUGAAAAAGUCCAGGAAUGCUACAAUGAGGGGGGUCUCAAAGCCAAGACGCUGGAUACGAUCGCCUUGAGCAUCCUGACCUUCAGUCCAGAAUGCCUCAAAUCUGCAGCAAAAGAGCUAGAGGAAGAUAUUAAAAAGGUAGUUUCCAAAUUGAACCCUUUGUCAAGAUGA